Messenger RNA from Scleropages formosus (Asian bonytongue), 1674 nucleotides. RefSeq names its product dynein regulatory complex protein 10-like. The coding region runs from base 243 to 1337 and encodes 364 amino acids. The record is from RefSeq and is a predicted model, not a curated record. The transcript is spliced from 4 exons. Gene Ontology annotation, molecular function: protein binding. Lineage: Eukaryota; Metazoa; Chordata; Actinopteri; Osteoglossiformes; Osteoglossidae.
UUAUAUAGCAAAAAAAAUGAACACACUGUGUCUGACCUACAAAAUUGAGUUUGUUGGUGUUUAAUUGUCAAAGACAAUUAAAAUUGUUUUUGGCAUGGUUUGACAAAAUCUGCAGCAUGGCUUCUAGAGCUCAGGUGCUGACUAAGGAGAAUGCAGAGUGAGAGCCCUGGUGUCCAGCUCAGAGCUCCAGCUUGAAAGGAGGAUUCGCUCAGGUUCCUUGACCGAAGACGUCGAGUUGCGUGAUGAUGCAGCGCAUUGCCGGGGUCCUGGACGAGUGCAUCCAAAAGGUCGAGAGGGUCUGUCUACUCCCUGCCCUGCUGGCCGACCUGGAGAGCAGGUCAGCAGCGCUGGGGGAUGAGCUGGCGGUGGCUCUGCAGGAGCACCGACGGCUCAGCGAGAGGAUGGCCGUUCGGAGCCCGAACCAGCCCAAGACGGAGAGCGAGGAGAGGAAAGCCCUGGAGCAGGAGUUCCAAAGCUCCUUGAGAGACGUACUCCAGCAGCUCCAAAGCAGCCCAGCAGCCGGACAGGCUCUGCAAAGCUGGCGUCUGUGUGAAAGCUCUCAGCAGCUGGUGCAAGGGCUCAAGGAGCUGCAGGGGGUUCUCCUGGCGAAGCUGCUCACGAACCCAGCGGAGGAACGAGACAGGAGCCGCUACACGCAGGAGGUCACCUUGCGGCACAGAGACAACGCAGAACUUGUCUCCGCUUUGGAGGCAGAGGUGGCAGCAGCAGUCAGAGACCGGGACACUGAGAUCUCUAAGAAGAACGACAUAAUCCGCAAUCUGAAGAGCUCCCUGUACCACAUGGAGAAAGGCUGCGAGGACUUUGUGCUUCGCACGCAGUCUGAAGCGGAGAGGCAGGGGCAGUCGGACAGGAAGUCCUCGGAGGGCCGCCAGAUGCGCCUGCGGGAGGAGCUCGCGGGGCUGCGUACGCAGCUCAACAGCCUCGUGGCAGCGAACCGUGAUGUGGAGAUGGGCUUCAGGAAGAGGAAGUACAAGGUCGAAACUGAAAUUGACAACUGGAUCCAGAAGUAUGAUGCAGACAUGAGCGAAAAACAGAGCGAGCUGGAAGAGCUCUCUGCCUCCUACGCCAAGGAGAAGGAGGAGCUGCGGGACCUUGAGGAACGCUACACCAUUCUGGAGGUGGAGUUCCGCCAGAUCGUGGAGGAGAAGAGGCUGGCCAAGGAACGGAAGGAGCAGGAAGAGCGAGAACUGGCUAUCAAGGGCUCCGCGGCUUUGGUCAUACAGGCCUACUGGAGGGGCCACAACGUUCGGAAAGCAGUGAGGACCAAAAGCAAAGGGAAAAAAGGAAAGAAGGUCAAAGAUCAGAACAGCAAAUGACACAACAGUCCUUUUCAUCAAAAUACACUUCAUAAUGAGCCAUGAUCUUUCCAUCUCUGGUUGUUUGCUCUCCCUUUUCGGCGAUUAUUUACAUCACAUUUGCUUAGUGAUCUAACAAGACAAAAACAGAUGUGAAAAACCUAGUAAGUUAGCCUUCAUGUAGCUAGACAUUGAUAAAAAAAGAUGAUUAAGUUUAGUUAAAAUAUGAUUGAGAAAUAAGUGUUGAGGAGUGCAGCAGAACACAGUACUCAAGUAAAAGCACUAUUACUUAAAAAAAUCAAGUAAAAACACUUGUACAGAAAUACUAUAGAAAUUCACCUCUAUAAAAGUAAAAAAG